GCCCUUGCGGCUUCGUGUCCUGCUGUCUUUUCUUCCGCUGCCUUGUGUCCGGGGAACAUGGCGGCGUUGGCAACCAGACUCUGGUGGCGCGGGAUCGUGGGGGCCGCGGCGCUGACCAGGGGGGCUGGGCGACCCUUGGUUCUGUUGCCGGUGAGGCGUGAGAGCGCUGGGGCCGACACGGGGGCCGACACGCGCCCCACUGUCAGACCACGGAAUGAUGCGGCCCACAAGCAGCUCUCAGCUUUUGGAGAGUAUCUGGCUGAAAUCCUGCCCAAGUAUGUCCAGCAAGUUCAGGUGUCCUUAUUCAAUGAGUUAGAGAUCUGUAUCCAUCCUGAUGGCAUCAUCCCAGUGCUGACUUUCCUCAAGGAUCACACCAAUGCACAGUUCAAAUCCCUGGCUGACUUGACAGCAGUGGACAUCCCAACUCGGCAGAACCGUUUUGAGAUUGUCUACAACCUGUUGUCUCUGCGCUUCAACUCACGGAUCCGUGUGAAGACCUACACAGAUGAGCUGACACCCAUUGAGUCCAUUACCUCUGUGUUCAAGGCAGCCAACUGGUAUGAAAGGGAGGUCUGGGACAUGUUUGGAGUCUUCUUUGUUAAUCACCCUGAUCUAAGAAGGAUCCUGACAGAUUAUGGCUUCGAGGGACAUCCUUUCCGGAAAGACUUCCCUCUAUCUGGCUAUGUCGAGUUACGCUAUGACGAUGAGGUAAAGCGAGUGGUGGCAGAGCCAGUGGAGUUGGCCCAAGAGUUCCGCAAAUUUGACCUGAACAGCCCCUGGGAGGCUUUCCCAGUCUAUCGCCAACCCCCGGAGAGUCUCAAGCUUGAAGCCGGGGACAAGAAGCCUGAAGCCAAGUAGCUCCAGGGAAGGCGUGUGGAUCCUAGAAAGCCCCUUAUCUGUAAUUGAGUGUCCAUGUAAAUAAAUUCCUACUUAGACUCA
Cebus imitator (Panamanian white-faced capuchin) is the source of this 939-nucleotide messenger RNA. RefSeq names its product NADH:ubiquinone oxidoreductase core subunit S3 (gene NDUFS3). NCBI's taxonomy places the organism in Eukaryota, Metazoa, Chordata, Mammalia, Primates, Cebidae. The transcript is spliced from 7 exons. The record is from RefSeq and is a predicted model, not a curated record. The coding region runs from base 58 to 858 and encodes 266 amino acids. Gene Ontology annotation, molecular function: NADH dehydrogenase (ubiquinone) activity.